UCUUGUGCGAUACUCCAAAUACUACAUCGCCUGGUGGUGCACAUGAAAUCAGAUCUGAGUCGGGGUUUGUUCACAUCAUCUUCACCUUCACUUUCCCCAUCGCCAUCCUCCUUAUCACGAAACAAACCAGCAUCACCUUCACCUUCACCUUUUCCCAUCUUGCACUCUCAUCUCACUGUGGCAGCCCUUACAUAUAAAUACCUGCUUCCCCUCCCACACACUUCUUUCUCUCUCCACCACAAACCUCUCCACACUAUCUACUUCCAACCCCAACUCAAGCUAUCAACAUGCCGCCCAAGAAGACUGCCGCUGCCGCUGCCCCCGCUGCUGACGGGGAACAAAAAUUUUCAUGGACAGUGGAGAAUGAGCGUCGUCUUCUCAUUCUUUGCAUUGGCCGCGGAACGAUCAGCGGAAACGAGUACAGAGAGUUCCUCAAGGCCAUGCCAGCUGGUGCAAGCUUCGAAGGCGUUCGUCAGAGGUUCGGAAAGCUCAAGCGCGAACAGAAGGCCAUCUAUGAAGAGUGCGGUCUCGCCGCCUCCCCCGACAACGCCGAUGCCAGCGCUCCCCCUUCGUCUUCUGCCAACCAAGCUGCCCCAAAGGGAAAGAAGCGCGCUGCUCCCGCUGCCACGGCUUCCGAUAACAACAACGACGGCGCUGAGGAGCCUGCCCCCAAGCCCAAAAAGGCUCGUGGACGCAAGAAGAAAGUCGAGGCCAAUGUCGACGGUGAGGACGCCGGCAACGAGGUCGAGGGCGGCACUUUCACCAGCGUCAAUGGCUCUGGCGUCAAGCAAGAGGAAGUCGAUUCUUUGGUCUGAGUGGGCAAGUCUCAGAUGGUUAUUCGUGUCU
This is a messenger RNA of Periconia digitata, 846 nucleotides long. The record is from the annotation of a GenBank genome assembly. NCBI's taxonomy places the organism in Eukaryota, Fungi, Ascomycota, Dothideomycetes, Pleosporales, Periconiaceae.